AUGAACGGGAGCGCGACCGCUUGCCGCAUCGACGAGGUCGAUGCCAUCGCCCGCGCCCUCUACCAGCGCACCAAGCAGGUCGCCCCGCCCACCUUGGACCAUGCCACCCUCGCCCUUCGCCAGAUGCACAUUUCCCUGCGCCACCUGCGCGCCGAGGCCGCCGACCCCCUGUCUGUCCUCAACACGUCGGAUGCCUCCUCGGUCGACUUUUACGCCGCCGAGCUCGAGCCCAUCACCGACCACUGCGAGUUUGCUCUCCGCCAGCUCGAAAAGGUCCUCGACCGCUUCGACGCGGCCGAUCACAAGGAGGCUCUGACGGAUCGCAUUGCUGCCGUCACCACCAUCGUUGCCGAAAAGGAAGCCGAUUUGGCUUUUUUCCUUAACACUGUGCAGGCGCGUCCGGCGACGGUAGCCGCCGUGCCGGAGCAGGUGUCGCUGCUCGACGAGAUGAAGCAGGAUAUUGACCUGGUGGCCACCAAGAUAUUCAGUCGCCGUUCUGGUGUACAUGAUGCUGAUCCGGAAGCCCUCUGGUACGAGUUCAAAGCGGAACUGGAGCGGCAGGAUUUCUCCAGCAAGGAGCUGGAAACUCACAAGGUUCCGGUCAAGGCAUACAUUCAAAAGCUGAGCGCGGCAUGGGACCAAAACUGCGGCGCCACGCCCACAUACCAAAGCGUCGCCGAAUUUGAGGCCAAUACGGCACCCCAAGUGCAGUAUCCCGUCCAACUACCAGUUGUCCCGCCCAAGGUGCCCAUCCUCCCGCCCAAGGAAAGUAGCCCGCCAUCCAGGAAGAACAGCCAGAUGCUAGGAGAAAUGACCCAGUCGCCUAUUGAAAUGGGCUACUCGCCCAAGGAGAUGAACCACGUCCCCAAGAAUGAGAAAUCACUGCUCAGCAUCAAGACGGAACGGCCCCAUCCCGCCGGAAGCCUCUCGCCGACGGUGCUGCCCGCGCAGUACUCGUUCAACGCCUCCAACGCAGCCAUCGAGGGCAACCGGGAGCAGAGCGGCGACCCCCUGUCCACAACGCUUGUCUCGACCAAGGAUCUUGUGACCCUGGACAGCCUGCACCACGGCAUGAGUGCUCUCCGCAUCCACACAAGCGUACCAGCGCAACCAGGCCAGCCAGGCAACGCCAGGGAAGAGUCGUGUCUCUCGCCCACGGCCGUCUCUGGCUCGCCGCGGUACCACUCCAGCGUGCCCAUGGAUACAAAGACACAAACCUACCCUGGCACUGCCAACCCGACACGCUCGUCCUGGCUGGCGCCCGACAGAUACGGCCGGGAUAUCCCGGCCGAUGCCCAGUGGACCCAGAUCCGCCGCACUCUCGUCAGCCCAGAGGUUCUCGACCGCGCCGGCGUGCGCUACGAGGCGCGUCCUGCGUAUGUGGCUGUUCUCGGCCGUCUGGACCGCCACCAGAUUGCCGAGCUCGCCCGGCAGAGCGCCGAGUGCCGCGCCGCCCGCUCCGUGCGUCCGCCGCUGCCGCCCCGUCGCUCCGAUGACGACCGGGGACGGGACCCCAAGAAGCACCCCAGCUCCGACGACGACCGGGGACGGGAUGCCAAGAAGCACUCCAGCUCCGACGACGACGACAACAGACGACGGCCCGGCUCCGACAACAAGAAGCACCACAGCGACGACGACAUCCUCUACGACUCGAGCAGCAGCGGCGACUCCACCGUCUACGAGGAAGACCCCCGCCCCCGUAGAGCCAGCAGCCCCCGCAGCUACCCGUACAUUGUCAGCGCAGCCCCGCCACCGCCGUCAUCCAAGACGUCCCCGUCGACGACGGUCAAGCCCAAGCCGAUCCUCAAGAAUAAGAACGAAAACCGCGUCCGCUUCGACCCGGAGCCGCACGAGGUGGAGCAUCCCAGCAGCGCCCCGAGCUCGUACAAUCACGACCGUCGCAGGGAUUACUACAACGGAGGCGGCGGCGGCGGCAGCUCAUCGUCGCGCCGCCACAGAGAGUACAACGACCGCGAUGGGUAUGAGCGCGGCGAGAGGGCGCAUCGCGCGCAUAGAGACCGCCGCGAUACGCGCAAGAAGAAGUCGUGGGGCGAGACGCUCGGUGCCGUCGGCAUUGGUAGUGCUGCGCUGUUGUUGGGUGGUGUGGGCUUUUGA
Cordyceps militaris CM01 is the source of this 2115-nucleotide messenger RNA. RefSeq lists its product as uncharacterized. The coding region runs from base 1 to 2115 and encodes 704 amino acids. The transcript has 2 exons. Lineage: Eukaryota; Fungi; Ascomycota; Sordariomycetes; Hypocreales; Cordycipitaceae. The record is from RefSeq and is a predicted model, not a curated record.